Molecule: messenger RNA, 1876 nt
Organism: Striga asiatica
Lineage: Eukaryota; Viridiplantae; Streptophyta; Magnoliopsida; Lamiales; Orobanchaceae
Source: the annotation of a GenBank genome assembly
UUUGUGGCGAAACUUUUGGGCCUUUUUUCUUCGUCUUCUCUCACAGUAAUCUUCAUUUUUUCUCUCUCUCUCUAUCCAAUCUUUUUCAGUAGAGAGUUUCAUGUGCAUGGCACGAAAAAGCCUCCCAUCUAAACAAAUAUUUUCGUUAUUUGCUUUGUGGGCAGUGUAAAUAUCUGAUUAUUAUUCGAAGAUGUUUUCAUCUUUAUCCAUCGGGAAAUCACGCCUGCGUACGGAACUCUCGCAAAUGAAAACGAAAGACAAAAUGAAGGGUGCAGUGAAGUCGCCGGCGCCGAGUUUUCGCUACAACCUCCGGAGUUUGAAGAAAAGGGUUUUUCCGGGUGGAAGUUCAUCGGCGGGGUUGAAAGAGUUGAAGCUUUUGGGAGCGGCGCCGUCGGGCAAAGUGAUUUCAGCACCCGCCAAGCAAAAUGAGGAAAUUAUGGAAAUUUCGGAUGUCGAUAAUCAAAAUGGUGGACCUUCGGAUGAGGAAAAGACAAAUGUUAAUAGUUCUACAGAAAAAAUUGAUGAGCAAGCUGACGUUAAAGGCAAAGGCAAGGAAACUAUGGAAAUUUUGGAUGUCGAUAAUCAAAGUGGUGAACCUUCGGAUGAGAAAAAGGCAAAUGUUUUGAACUUUAAGAAAUUUGAUACUGUCGAAGACUGCUCGGACCACCACUAUGCCAGUUCUAAUAGUUCUACAAAAACAUGGAAUUUCUCAUGGAUGGGUUUUACAAACCUCAAAGAGGAACUUUUAAUGCCUCGAUGGGUUUUAACUUUUAUGUAUUUCAAUGAAUUGUCUGGGUUUCUCAUAAUUUUGUCCAAGCUCCAAUUACUGUCGUCUUUUUGUCGGGUGAACCAGAAAUGGGCCAAGAGAAUACAGGAAGAGUGGAAGAUUCUGGAGGAACACUUACCAGAUGCAAUAUUCGUGAGGGUUUACGAAUCAAGAAUGGAUCUUCUGAGGGCUGUGAUUGUAGGAGCCGAGGGCACACCGUACCACGAUGGCCUCUUUUUCUUCGAUCUUCACUUGCCGAACAAUUAUCCAGAUGCACCUCCCAAAGUCUAUUACCAUUCAGGUGGGCUUCGCCUGAAUCCCAACCUAUACGCAAAUGGUUACGUAUGUUUGAGCCUCCUCAACACUUGGAGUGGAAUAGGGAACGAAUUGUGGAUGAAAGGAGGCUCGACUCUACUGCAAGUCUUGGUCUCGAUCCAAGGGUUGGUUCUAAACACCGAGCCCUACUUCAACGAGCCCGGAUAUGCAAGUUCAAAGGGCACAAAUUAUGGUGACGAGGCAUCUUUGAAAUAUAGUGAGACGACAUUCAUUUACUCCCUCAAGACAAUGGUGUACUCCAUGAACAAGCCUCCAAUGCAUUUUGAGCCGCUUGUAGUCGAGCAUUUUGUCGGUCACGCGCAGAAAAUCUUGUCCUCGUGCAAGGCCUACUUGAAUGGGGCCCGCGUGGGCUCGCUAGUCGAGAGCGGCGAUGGCCAUCAAGAAACCGGCAAAGCCAACGUGGGCUGCUCCGAUCAUUUCAAGAACAACCUAAGAGAGUUUGUUAGGACUCUGAUUAACGCGUUCACGAGCACCGGAGCCAAAGACUGUGAGGAGUUCCUCUCUUUAGCCACUGCAAAGUAAAAAUUUGGUUUUUUCUUUAGUUGAAUUCCAAUGAAGUGACCUUGAAUUGCUUUGUUUUUUGGCAACAAAACUGUGCAUAUGUUUUGGUUAUGGAGCCUGAUUCUUCAGGUGGAUAGAUUAUUAUUUGUUUUGUUUUGGCAACAAAAACUGUGAAUCUGUUGCCUUAUGAAGCAGGUUUUAUGUGGAUAAUUGCUUUAUUUUGGCAACAAAUUGUCAAUAUAAUGUUGCUUGCUUAUGAAAGCCUAAUUCUGG